Symbiodinium natans is the source of this 1581-nucleotide messenger RNA. The record is from the annotation of a GenBank genome assembly. NCBI's taxonomy places the organism in Eukaryota, Dinophyceae, Suessiales, Symbiodiniaceae.
AUGCAGCGGGUGCGCACCAACCGCCGGAGGCUCCUUGGCUCCUCGUCCAGCGACUCGAAGAAAGCCAAGUCAGAUUGUUCCAAGGCCUUCGUCCAACUCAAUCGGCCAGUGGAAAGCCCAGCGAUGGCAAUCCCAAUGUCGGUACCCGUGUCGUCUCUGCCAUCCACUGCCGACGACCAGGCUCGUUUGCCACUGGCAGCCACGCAAGCGUCCGCUGCUGCGCCGCCGGCAGCGACUGGGCCGGCUGAGACCAGACGACAGUGGAAGGACUCCUCAGAUGCUCGGGGCACCGUUGUCGAGAAGCUACGGGAGCGCCUGGACACGCUGCGAGAUCCCAGGCCUGUCAACCUGGACAUGGCACGCUGCAAGCAUGAGCUUCGACUGGGUGAGGAUGCGCUGUACUUCCCCUUUCCGCCCAUGCCUCCGCAGUGCCAGGUUGCGGCCUAUGCCGUGAGGGCAUGUGACCGUGGGGGUAUCGCCAUGCUUCAGUCUCCCACAGGAACUGGAAAGAGCUUGGCGCUGCUUUGUUCGACGCUUGCUUGGCAGAGGAGGCGGCUCCUGGCGACGGGCUCUGCGCCACAGAUUCUCUAUGGUGUUCGCACGCAUGCGCAGCUGAGCCAGAUUGUCACCGAGCUUACGAAGUCUGCUUACAGGCCCCGAAUGGCCGUCAUCGGCAGCAGGGACCAGCUUUGCAACAACGGACUUGUCAAAGCACAGGCAGCUCAGCGACAGGUGGCCCUGAGCCUGGCCUGCCGGCAGGCAGCGCGGCAGGCGGUUGCUCGGAGCCGAACCCCCGGAGAUUGCGGCUGUGAGCUCUACGCAGGUCUUGGCAAUGCGAGGUUUGCCGAACGCAUCCACGAGCAAUGUGGACAGGGGGGCCGGAUUUGGGACGUCGAAGAUCUCACCAACGCAUGCAGUCGAGGUUCAGACCGUGGGUGUCCGUAUUAUUCGUCGCACGUACUGGCCGGCGAUGCAGACAUCGUCUUCUGCCCGCACAACUACAUCCUCGACCCUGCUGUCUCGAAGUGCAGAUCGCACCAUCGGGAGCGCUGGUCACUGGAAGGCCGGAUCAUCGUUAUCGAUGAAGCACACAACUUGGAGCAAGCUUGCCGCGAGGCGGGGAGCCUCCAAAUUUCGCUGCCGGAGCUUCGGCAGAUCUGCCGGGCUCUGCGCCAGAUGCCACAAAGGCACGACAUGCGCUUCGGAAGUGAUGGCAAGAACUGGACUUGCGCUCAGGCCGCGGCUGAGUUGGAGCGCCUGCCGCUGCAGAUCGCUGCCUGGUUGGAGGCGCAGCAUGCGUCGGACACGCCUCGUCCGCUCCGGGGUGCGGUACAGCGCCUUUGGGGCCUCGAGGCCCCGGCGCAGCCGGGGGCGAAGCCGGCGGCGAAGCCAGGGGAGGCGGCAUCCUCCACGCGCGAUUUCCUGCAGAGUGCCGGCUUGACGUGUCGGAAGCUCUUAAGCAAGGGCAUGGAGGACUGGGGUUGCCACCAGGAUGGGUUCGGGUUCGAAGUCUCUAGAAUCCCAGAGCUCAUGUCUGAGUGUUUCGUGCUUCAGCAGUGGUACGGAGGACAUUUUGCAUGA